AUGGCUAAUCCUUGGGAAGACCUCGUGCAAGCUCAGCAUGACCUGUUCGGUCUUCUCUCGCAAUCCUACGAAAACAUGAGGAAGUCUGGAGAAGCCAACAUAACGCUCGGGCUACUGGAAGCCCGCCUCCAGACCUUGGAGAGUUAUUGGGGCAAGUUCGUCACUCGACAUGAGCAGCUACUCAUGGAGUACGGAGACGACCUUGAGGACCACGAGUACUUGACGGACGACCUUAUGCUCAAGGCCGAUAUAUCCUUCCACGUACAGAAGGGCAAGUACCUUGACGAUAUGCGCACGAUGCGCGGUCCGGGCCAUGCGGUAUUCGCCGCUCCCGUCGCAGCUCCCGCUGCCACGUCUGCUGCCGCCGUCGCGGCCGCUGCUCCAACCAUCGCGGCAGCGGCUCCCGUCGUUGCGAGGUUGCCUCGCAUUUCAAUACUACAGUUCUCCGGUCAGUACGAAGUCUGGCCAGCCUUUUGUGACCUUUUUUCUUCGCUGGUUAUUAGCAAUCAAUCCGCCACGCUGGUUGAGAAGCUCCAUUACUUGAAAACCAGCCUGAAGGGAGAGGCUGAGCAAGUUACUCGCCAGCUAUCUACGACUGAAGCCAACUUCGAGCGUACCUGGCGAGCAUUGAAGGAGCAUUACGAGAACAAGAGGCUCCUGGUGAGGUCAUACAUCUCACGACUUCUGUCACUACUUAAGAUGAAGGGUGAGUCGGCCGCUGAUCUCCGCAAAAUAUAUCAUUGCGUACAGACAACCGUCCGAUCUUUAGAGGGGAUCGGUCGCCCCUUGACGCGUAGUGAUGACCUUUGCGUGCAAUUAAUUACGGGCCUCCUCGAUUCGGUGUCACGGCGGAAAUGGGAAACGCAACUUAGUAGUACGGCGGAACCGUCGUCCCUAGACGAGUUGCUCGUGUUCAUCAAUCAGAGGAUGCGGACUCUCGAGUCGCUGACUACCUCGAAGAGUGAGGCUCGACGAAGACUUCUUCAAGUGCCCCUCGUCAAAAACAGACCUUACAGCAAGACGGCUGUCGAGCGGAAGCAGUUCGCGGGUUCCAAUGAAUUGUGUGUCAACUGCCUCAGCAAGCACAAGCUUGCCGAUUGUCCGUCGAAAAAACCGUGCCUGUCGUGCAAUGAGCGUCAUCACUCAACCUUGCACGACGCAUACUCCGCUGUCGCGGUUGUAAAUACUCAUCUUGCGAGAUUGAAGAAAAAGGCCCAAAUGGCCAUGCUGCUGCAAACAGCUCGCGUCCGAGUGAAGGAUCGCUGCGGUGUCGACCACGUCGUGCGAGCACUGGUCGACACGGGAGCGGAGAUGUCGUUGGUGACGGAGUCACUGGCUCAACGACUGCGAUUGCCGCGCUCGCGAUCGGCCUUCGCCGUCUUCGGGGUCUGUGGGAAGAAGUCCGGGGUAUCGCGCAGUCUCGUCGAACUGCAGAGCGCCUGGUCACACUUGAACGGUAUCACCCUCGCCGACCCGGAGUUUUUAGAGUUAGACCCGGUGGACAUCCUUCUAGGAGUUGAUGUUUACAGCACCAUCAUCCAAACGGGAGCAAGGCUGGGCGAGCGUGGCCAGCCUGCUGCACAACUUACGGCGCUGGGUUGGUUAGUCUCCGGACCAGUCGGUCCAGCAGGGUCUUCCGACCGCACACUGUCCCUGCAAUGCAGGAUCGAGAAGGACCUUUCCAGUCUGGUGAGGAACUUCUGGCAGCUGGAUGACCUGCCCACAGGUCCUGCGCCCCUCAUUCCCUCCGAGCAAGAGUGUGAGGAUCUCUACCGACGUUCACAUAACCGACAGUCGGAUGGCCGUUACGUCGUGCGGCUGCCAGUGGUUGCCCCUCUGUCCGACCUGGCAGCCACCAAGCAUGCCGCUUCCCGUGCUCUGACGGGCACGGAGAAGCAAUUGGCACGAGACGACCGACUGCGUCAAAUGUAUUUGGACUUCAUGAGGCAGUAUGAAGACUUAGGCCACAUGACGCCGGUGCAAACUGACCGAGAUGCCGGGGAUCGUGUGAGCUACCUGCCUCACCACGGGGUCCUGCGGGAGGCCAGUUCCACUACGAAGCUGCGUGUGGUCUUCAAUGGUUCUACGACGGUCCUGUCCGGCGAUUCUCUCAACCGGAGCUUUCUGGUGGGCCAGAACCUGCUGCCUCCACUCGCCGACGUUCUCCUGAGGUGGCGGCUUCCUCGCUACGUCCUUGCCACAGACAUAGAAAAAAUGUACCGGCUGAUCCUGGUCCACCCUGAGGACCGGGAUCUUCAGCGCAUCCUGUGGCGAUACCAUCCCCAGGACGAGAUGAUGGAGUAUCGCCUAAACACCGUUGGCGUGCGCUCCAUUCUUGGCGAUGCGCACUCUUCUCCAGCUGGCCGACGACGAGGCUGA
Molecule: messenger RNA, 2379 nt
Organism: Solenopsis invicta (red fire ant)
Lineage: Eukaryota; Metazoa; Arthropoda; Insecta; Hymenoptera; Formicidae
Exons: 3
Coding region: 1-2379 (792 amino acids)
Biological process (GO): proteolysis
Molecular function (GO): aspartic-type endopeptidase activity
Source: RefSeq, a predicted model, not a curated record